AUGCCGCAUUUGUCUCAAGAAUUGAUUUUAGGUAAAGAUUUCUUUAUUAAAUUCGGUAUUGAGUUUCAUUUUAAGAGGGAAUGUCCUAAUUUAGAUUCCUUGUCGAGUAAUUCGUCAGCUCUCAUUGGUUGUGUCGAUUUGGAUGGAGAUCAGAUAAGUCGGUUACAGAGUAAAAUUAGUGCUAUAGAAAAUUUUAUUGGCAUGGGUUUAGGUAGAACUAAUAUUUUAAAACAUGUUAUAGAUACGGGUGAUAGUAAGCCAAUUUAUCAAAAACAAUACAAUUUUUCGCCUAUCAUAAGGAAACAAAUAGAAACUGAGCUGGAUGAAAUGCUUGCGAAGGAUGUGGUGGAACCGUCCUAUAGUCCCUGGUGCUCGCCCAUAGUUUUGGUAAAAAAACCAAAUGGUACUAACAGGCUUUGUUUAGAUAGCCGACAUGUAAACAAAGUAACUAAAAGGGAUACGUAUCCACUGCCAAGAGUGACAAUGAUUUUGGAUAAUUUACGUAAUUCGCGAUAUCUUAGUACUUUUGAUUUAAGAACUGCAUUUUGGCAGAUUGAAUUAGAGGAUUCCAGUAAAGAAAAGACAGCAUUUGCAGUACCAGGCCGGGGUUUGUUUCAGUUUAAAGUUAUGCCUUUUGGUUUAGUAAAUGCAUCUCAAACGCAACAGAGACUGAUGGAUAUUUUAUUUCAUGAACUAGAUGGUAAAGUUUGGGCUUAUCAGGAUGAUAUUGUGAUUUCUUCAGAGACGUUUGAUGAACAUUUAAUUAUUUUGGAUAAGGUUGCACAUAUUUUGAAAGGUGCAGGUUUAACGAUAAAUAUAGAUAAGUGUCAAUUUGCUAGGUCCAGCAUGCGUUUUCUAGGUUACAUUGUAGAUAAAGAUGGGUUACGUACUGAUCCCGAAAAAGUAUCAGCGAUUUUGAAUUUUGAACGUCCUAAAACCUUCAAAGAGUUGAAAAGAUUUAUUGGUAUUGCUAGUUGGUAUAGAAGAUUUGUUAGAAAUGUUUCUGUUGUAGCGGCUCCUCUUCAUAGUCUAACAAAAGGGAAACAAAAGGAAUUUAUAUUUUAA
This is a messenger RNA of Pieris macdunnoughi, 1065 nucleotides long. Lineage: Eukaryota; Metazoa; Arthropoda; Insecta; Lepidoptera; Pieridae. The record is from the annotation of a GenBank genome assembly.